Molecule: messenger RNA, 1287 nt
Organism: Neltuma alba
Lineage: Eukaryota; Viridiplantae; Streptophyta; Magnoliopsida; Fabales; Fabaceae
Exons: 5
Coding region: 168-998 (276 amino acids)
Source: RefSeq, a predicted model, not a curated record
UCAAACAGUCGUUCACGUCGAGAACUGCUCUUACCUCUCUUAAUUUCUCUUCCAAAUUAGUUAAUCGAACUUCAUCACUCGGGUGAAUCCGCCUCCGAGUUUCGUGGAUUGAAGAUUUAGUGUUUGCCCAACUGAGCAAUUCAAGGCAAUCAAAUCAGCUAAAUCCCAUGGAUUCGCUUUCUUCGGUCUCUCCGUCCAUGGUCUUACCCUCCAGUAACCUAUUUCAUCGCCAAACCCGGAGAAUUCAUCUGUUUUCCCGUAAUCCUUGUAAUCGUAUUCCGAGGCUCACUUCAGUAUUGGCUAAACCACAUAGAAGGCGUUUGAAAGGCGUAUCUUGCAAUCUGGGUGGUGGAGAAGGUGUUAAAGGAGAAGAUGACGAUGGCAGCGAAGAGGUCGAGAGGGCCCUUCAUAUGGACGGGACCAUUCCUGGGACUUCCGACGAGUUUCUGAGGCGGGUUUCGUCGCGUGCUUAUGAUAUGCGAAGACAUCUCCAAGAAAGUUUUGAUAGCAGCAGCUAUGACGUUUUAGAAGCCAACCCAUGGAGAGAAACUUCUAAGCCUGUCUACGUACUCACCCAAAGGGAAAAUCAAUUGUGCACGAUGAAAACCCGGAGAAAUAGGAGUGAAGUUGAAAGGGAGCUUGGGUUAUUGUUUUCCAAAGGAGCUAACUGGAGAUCUGGGAUUGGGAAUCAGUCCAAGUCCAAACAGCCAAGGGAUGGGACAAAAUUUACAAUGCUUGUGGAAGAUAUUAGAGAAGGAGUGCUGGUUUUUGAAGAUGAAAACGAAGCAGUAAGGUAUUGUGACUUGUUAGAGGGAGGAGGUCAAGGUUGUGAAGGCGUGGCUGAGAUAGAUGCCUCAUCGAUAUUUGAUCUCUGCCAGAAAAUGAGGGCACUCGCCGUUCUGUUCCGGCGAGGGAGGACCCCUCCUCUGCCGGAAAGUUUGAAGCUCAACCUGAGAGCUCGAAAACGGUCCCUUGAAGAUCAAGAUGACAUGAUUUGAAACCCAAAGUUCGAUGUGGUAGAAACAGCCUCUAGAUGCUCAGGCCCCAGAGAAGUACAGAUCUAUGAAAAGAAGUUAUUGAAUUGAUAACUAGAUCCUACUUUCUGGAAUAUUUUAAAUUUAAAUCAUCAACAUAAUUGAAAGCGUAUACCAUGUGCAUUGUUUCUCAUUUUCAAAGUGCGGCCUUUGAAUGGAAAUUUGUCGUCAUCUUGUGAAAGGUGGACUGAUAGAUUAAAAAAAUUCAGAUGAAUCUCCAUAAAUGUGAAACAAUUGAUUUGAGGUACUAAAA